This is a messenger RNA of Pocillopora meandrina, 4485 nucleotides long. The record is from the annotation of a GenBank genome assembly. NCBI's taxonomy places the organism in Eukaryota, Metazoa, Cnidaria, Anthozoa, Scleractinia, Pocilloporidae.
CUAGCAACCGAAGCGCCAACUCAGCUGCUGUAGACUAUAUAAGUGUUGUAUAUUGGCGUUAUCUCGAGUCGCUUGAGAGGAAUAAUUCACCGUCAAUAUGAUGGUUCAACAUGUCCGAAGGUGUAGGGAGUUUACAGGGCCUACCCCUCAUUCUGUGGCUAUCGUAAGUAACGAUAUCUCUACCAUUUUAAAGGCGUAACCGUGCAUUUCAUGUCAGGGCCAUUUUGUCUACUUAGUUCCUCGGGACUUAUGAAACACUAAGGUCAAAUUUUUACUCUGCGUUUUAUAGAAAGAUACUGCUAAAAUGCGUAAUUUUUGAUAAUUAAAAAUAGCCUUAUGAAUGUCAAUCUUAUGGGGAACAAAUGGCUUAAUUCUUGAUGCUGUGUGUGUUGUAGAGAGCUAAACCGACAAGCAAAAGACCUGUGGAACAUCUUAUCCUUGAAACAAGAAGAAAAGAUGAACUAAGGGAGCAAGCAAUAGCUGAAACGAAAUACCAGAAAAGUUGUGAUCUAAAGGUAAGUUGUGUUUCAUCAUCGGAUUAUGAACAUGUAUGGCGACCAUUUGAAACUUGAUGUCGAACAAAUGCUGUGCUCUUUUAAAAUUUCCAAACCUAUAGCAAUAUUGUAACUCCUCUACGUAUUUACUAUAGACUGAAUUUGUUUGCUAUUGCAUGUAGAUGUAAUUUCCUCUUUAUUCCUGUUAUCGCUGUAGUCGGAAUGGGAAAAAGCCACAGAUAAAAGAAUAAAGAGCAAUACGAUUGCUAGAAGGGUUGAAAAGUUAAUGCAAAGAGGAACUUUUAGCUUGGAGGAUAGAAGAGAAAGGUGAGAAUUAACUAAAGUGUUAGCUUUCAUGGACCCUUUUUAUUUGUAUUUGAUUUCCAAGGUAGAAAGUAGUAAAUUGAUAAAUUCCUUUCUGCUACUUCUUUGAUUGCAGUCCAACUCUGAGGAUCAAUUUUUUCGCUUGAUAAUGCUGAUUGCAAAGCAUACUUAGCGAAAAAUUUCUUUCAGAUAGUAAUUUAAACAUCCCCUAACAGUAUAAAUGCAUCUCACAUUUACAUCUUAUGCUAGAGGUGUUAUUUUCAAUCAUCCUUUCUUUCCAAAGUUCUUUGUUUUAUUGAAAGUGAUUUACUCCAAGCUGUAAAUGUGCCAGAACCUUUGGUCAAAAAUUUAUUAAUUUUGUAGUGCUCUUUUAAAUAAAUUUUGUUUCCUUUAGAUUGAAAGAAAUGCUGUUGGCUGAAGAGCAACAGUACAUCGAAGAAAUGGAAGCAAAAGAAGAAACAACUCUUGAGAGGCAGGCAAAGAUGAGAGAAAGAGCCAAGUUUUUAAAAGAGAAAAGAGAACAAGAAAGGCUGAAACUUGUGGAUGAAAAGCUUGAUCAGAGAUGGAGGUACUUACUCAGUUCAUGAAUCAUAAGAUGGCAUCAUAAACUAAAGGGUUGUUUGCAUGAACUCAUAGUUAGUUACUCAUCAAAGUUUCAUAGGAUUCUUUGGUCAUUCAGACUCAAGAUGCAGUAAAAGAGACAAUAGAGAUUUUACUGUAAAACUUGAUACUGAAAACAGUACCUGCACCUUCAAAACUAAAAAAAAAACCUUACCUCUAUGGAAAUCAAGGAAAGUGAUAAUUCAUGUUAUAAUUAGGAGAUUAGCCCAAAGAUUGUUGCUUCUUGUAAAGUGAUUUUAUAACUUUGAAUAAGCUCUAUUUAUGAAAAUCCUUUUUAUCUAUCAUCUUAAUUAGUUAUGUUUCUGGAUUUUCAGAAAUAAUUGUGAGGAGCUCCGCUCAACUUUAAGUCAGCGCCAUCAAGAUGAAGUUUUUGUGGAACGCCAUGAACAAUUGAAAAUGAAAGAGGAGAAAAAGAAGAAGGAAUUAGAAGUAGAUAAAUUUUAUGCCGACUUGUGGGCAGAAGACAUUCAGAUUAAAAGUAUGAGAGAAGAGCAAACUGCAAGGGAACAGAUUGAAAGGAACAGAGAAACUUUAAAAGUAAGUUGUUUUUGGAUCUAUCAUUAAGUGUUUAUUUCACCCAAUGGAUUGAGAGUUUAUCUAAUUUUCAUCUUUAUGGAUGUUUGAAUAUUUCAGGUUCUACAAGUUCAGAUUGCAGCCUGUGAAAAACAGCGAGAAGAUGAAGAGAAACUGAAGGAGAUGGAGGCACAAUGGUUGAAAGAAGAAGCUCAGCUAAGAGCAGAGGAGGAAAAAUGGCUACAGGAAGAAAAGCUUCGCAAGCAGAAGGCAGCUAAAAGAUCGAGAGAGGUGUCUAUCAGACUCAAGAAGGAAAAAGAGGUUGGUUCACAUCAAUGUAUUUAUUUAAAUAUUACAUUGUGUCAUACAAAUACAAUUAGUAAUAAGUACAAUUAGACAAGUCUGUGUUGCAGUCUUUAAAUUAACUGCAAAUUAUAUUAAUUUUGUAGACUGAAUGGUUAAUUGUAUAAUGGCUUUAAAAAUUGAACUGUCUAUAGACAGCCGUUGGCGUCAUUCGUCUGGUAAAAAGUGCAUCAGGUUAUAUAUAAACUGUACUGUAAUAUGUAGUUUUAAAGGAAAUGGUUCUCACUACAAAGGUUCCGCAUGCCCUCUGUAAGCUGUUUAUUGAUUUUUUUUACUCGUUUUCUUUAGGCCAAAGAGAAGCAAGAAGAACUUGCACUGGACAUGAAAAUAUUAGAAAAACUUUUGGAUGAUACAAGAAAUGAAGUGAAAGAAGAAACACAGAGAAAGGUGAACACACGUGAUGAUGCUCAUUCAUUGAACCAAGCGUCUUCCUCUCAUACUGUAGCUUUUUAUUGCACUAUUGAAGGGGUUUGAUCUGGAUAUUACCUCAAUGUAGGCAGAGUACUCAGUGAUUCUAAUGAAUUUAUUUUAAACAGCGUGAAAUGCGUGAAGAGAAUUUACGUUUCAUGCAGUACUGUGCAAUGAACCGUAAAGAGGAUGAAGAGAGAGAGAAGGAACUGGAGCGCAUCGUAAAUGAGGAGGUGGAAAAGAAAUGGGCGCAAACCAUAAAGCAAUACAAAAUGGAGAGAGAUGCACGCCAGAAACUCUUGGCCAAUGUCAUGAAAUCUAGGGAACAACAAAUUGAGGAAAGAAGUAAGUUGGGGAAAAUCAAGAGCACAAUCUUAUACAUUUAGUGUUAGUAGCUACGAGUAGCACCUGGUGUAGUAUAUUAGACUAUCACUAUCAUGGUAAAGGCCAACUCGCUGGUAGUGUCGUAGUCCUUUGCGUUAGUGGUCUAGUAUAUGGCCCAUAUUGCCCUUGGUAUGGGGUUUUAUUGUGGAACCGAAUCUUAAAGUUCCAAGAUCGUGAGAACCUGUUAAGGAGAAACACCACUGCAUUAUGUGGCAUUUUUGUGAAGUGCAAGACUUCUUCUAUCUUGAACGAGACUGUAAUUUACUAUUCCAGUGAAAUAGAACAGAAAAUAGACAAUAAGAAGCUAGAUAGAAACAAAUAGGACACAGGAUGAACUUUAAAGCGAAUUGCAGCCGACGAACUUAAAAAAAUUAGCCUUAAAAGUGAUUUGUUCUUCGAAACAUAUUACAAGUGAUCUGUGACUACGUAGGGAACAAUCGUUUAAGAACCCUUUUAAAUCCCAGUCAUUGCACUUGUUUUUCUCAGAACGGAUUGCUGAAAAGGAACAAGAAGCUGAAAUAGCAGAAAGGGAUGCACUCUUGGCAGCGAUUGAAGAGCACAAGCGAUUGGAAGCAGAGAAUCAAGAGAGAAUAAAGAACAGAAAUAUUGGUUAUCAACGGGACCUUGAUAUGCAAAUUGACUAUCAACGCAGAGUCAAAGCUAAAGAAAUAGAAGAGGAAGAAAGAGAAUUCAGAAUGGGACAGGUCAGUAAUUAGUGUGAUCGUGUACAGAUGUGACAAAUACUGAACAUCUUGACAUUCAAUGACGUUUCGAGAGCUGUCUCAGAAAGUCAUCAUCAGAUUCGCCGAAUUAAGCAUAAUCUAUGGUCUGAAAUUUUUGAGGAAAGAGUUAAAAGAAAGCAAGGAAGUAAAUGGUGUAUCAAUUGUUACUGUGAUCUCAUGGAUUAUGUGUACACUGGCCCGUGACACGGCGAUUAGGGGCUGUCCAUUUUCAUUUAGGUGAUUCGCACAUUUAGGGAAAAAAUAACAAUUAAAUAAAAAAAUAGAGGUGUUAAAGUUUCACAAAAACUCGACUUCUGUGGGGAACCUGUAGGUGUGACAUCAAACAAAGGAGAAAAGAUCAGAGAAGGCUGACGAUUGUUUAUUUUACUUGUUACAGGAAGCAGAAGCUGAAUAUCAGAGGAAGCUAAAAGAAGCCCUCGACAGACCAACCAUUGAUAAAGUGCACCCCAUGAGAAUCAUGGGAACAGCACUGAGAAGCAAAUCCAACUGAGAGAAUAUUCGCCUUCAUUAUAUUUGAAGAUUGAGAAAAUAUUGUUGAAGCUUGUUCACGAAACCUAAAUGCAGAUAUGUAGUGAAUUGUGCGGCUAAAACUAGAUACCACCUUUUAUUCUCUGUACUGAAUUUAUUGAUACUGU